UAGAGGUGAAUACGGUAGAUCCCAUCUAUCCAUGUAAGCAUCUUCGUUGCCAAUCGCUGUCAGCCUUAUGCCAAACGACAUAACGAAGGGCUGGUUUGGGCGGAAGUUUCUAAUUUAAGCGAGCAUGAAACCGUAUUGCUAAUUUAACUAGCUUCACCUCGGAAUUUGCGUUUGACGAGUCACUUAAAAGGAUUUCUAAAUAGGCGCGCCAACACAGAGCACUGCUCUUCGUUUCGUUAAAAUUGUCAAGCGGCAAAUCUACGAACGGAUGUAUGUAAGUGACCCGUAAUCAUAAUAACUUAACUCGAAGCACCCGUGGCAGGCUCGAACAAAAAGGCGUUCAUCUUUUGAUUCAUCCUGCUCUCAUCAGCAAGUUGUUUUUUGUCAAGCCCUAAACGCAUUGUGUCUUCGUGAAGACGAUGCGUUAAGAAGAGAUUUGACGAAAGGACAAAAAACCAACCUGUCCUAAAUAUCAUUCAAGUGCUACGGCAAUGUCUUCGCGCGAUAACAACCGCUCCAGCUUGGGAUGUCUGAACCACGACUUAGUAACAUCGAAUUUCUUGUGGAUAACUGUGGUAAGCUUGCUCGUCUUAGCGCCGUUAGCUGACGUGCGCUUGGUGGACCGCUGUGAAGUGGCUCGGGCGAUUCGAGAUCACACAACAAUCAAAGGGGCUUGGAAUAUCAAGCAGUUUGUGUGUAUCGCUGACAAGGUGAGCCACUUCAACACAUCUUUUGAGGUUCUGCGUAUAAAUUCACAACGUUCAGUCGGGCUAUUUCAAAUUCCGUCACGUUUCUACUGCCGUAACAAGCCACCCCCGGAAGGCCGGGCCGGGCUUUGUCACAAGCUGUGCGAUUCGUAUCUCGAUGACAGCAUAGGGGAUGAUGCCCUUUGUGCGUCAAUCGCUUACAAGCAAACGGGCUUUCGAUUCUGGAAAGUUUGGUACCACCAGUGCUAUCUAAACAAGGAUAUCAACAAAUACAUCGAGGGUUGCGGCAUCGAAUAAGAGAUUCAGCAUUAUAUAGUAACUAUCAAGCGAUCAAGUUUGAACGAUACAAAAGAAAGACCAAGUUACCAUUUGGCCUCAGUCGCUUAUGAAGGAACUAGUUUCAGUUGCACUAGGUUUUGUACUAUGCCGCUUAAAAACUAGCAGUGUUCUGAAGGGUUAUUCUAGCAUAAAACCCAGCUUUCUGUACUCAAAUGGCGAACAUCAAAUAUUAUUGAAAACUGGUUUCGGACUGAAUUGGAAUCUUUAUGGUACUGUUUUUAUUUUAUAAUAACAAAAUAAAUG
Messenger RNA from Varroa destructor (honeybee mite), 1289 nucleotides. Its product is annotated as lysozyme C-like. Gene Ontology annotation, molecular function: lysozyme activity. NCBI's taxonomy places the organism in Eukaryota, Metazoa, Arthropoda, Arachnida, Mesostigmata, Varroidae. The record is from RefSeq and is a predicted model, not a curated record.